UUUGUUUUCUUGAUAUACUGAAUCCAGCUGGAAUACGGUGAUAACACCUUUGUUGCUGUUUGUACUUUCUAGGAAGCAAAGUUUGUGAAAAAGAUCUUAUUUUUAUGCUAAGAUGGUAUUCUGAUCACUUUACCCAUGUCCCUGUUUCAUUUCUUUUAUUUAAAAAUUGAAACAAUAAAGCGUCUGUCUCUGGAUUCUGUUUUUAAGCUCUAAAUCACGAGCUGUGUUUCAUUUCAAGAUUGAAUUUUUUAGUAACUGUAAUUAACGAGUAUCUUAGAGUUUUCAUUUCAUUUUCCUAAUGAAACUAAUGGUUUUUAAGAACUUCAAUCAAGUAAAGGAAUUGUUUGCUUUUAGUGAAAAUAUGAUACCGUAUCUAUUGUGAAUGUACCCGAGGGAGUUGUAUUUUAUCAUUUUUAGGUUUUAUUGAGGCUGCAAUCUUUGGGUAGUACUUUGAAAAAUCAUAAGUUGAAGAUGAACACUCUUGAAGUGAGGGGGCCUUCUCUUAGAGGGUAUCGACGGAGAAAGGCAAUGCUCGAUCUGAAUGUUCCACCCAGUGAAAUCCGAGAACUGGAGGGUACUUCCCAACAGGCUGGGUAUGGGGAACAAACUAGCCAAUCCGUACAGCUUGGACCACCUGCAACUAUUGAUGUUGAGGCUAUUGAUGAUGAUGUAAUUGAAUCUUCUGCUAGAGCUUUUGCAGAGGCUCAGAACAAUUCAAGGAGGAACCGUGGAAGGACUGUUGUUGAUGUAGAUUCAGCUCACAUCCCUCCCCUUCUAGGCUGGAGGUCAACUGAUAAUAAUCAGAAUAGGGCCCGAAGACUUUCUCCGAGCCCAAGCGUUAUGAACUUGGAAUGUUCAACACAGUCGGUGGUUGAGGAAAUCAUAACACCACAGUCGCCUCGAAAGGAACCAACCUUCAAUUGUCCAAUUUGUAUGGGGCCGUUAACAGAGGAGAUGUCGACGAGAUGUGGGCAUAUAUUCUGCAAGAGAUGCAUUAAAGCUGCAAUAGCUUUUCAGCCAAGAUGCCCAACUUGCAGGAAAAAAGUCGCUGUGAGAGAACUAAUUAGGGUCUUCCUUCCAUCGGCCUCUUGAAUAAUGAAGUUCAAGCCUAACUAGUAACGGACAAUAGAAACUGUCCUAGGGAGUGCAUUCAGGUGGUUGUGCUAAUUUUGGAAUAUAUGACGUGUGCUGUUUUAAGACUAUGCUUUAGUGGACAAUGCUUUUCAUUCAAUUCAUCAGCAGCUCAGCUUCAUUGUCAUCAAGACUUGUUAUUACAAUUUUAUAUACAAUUGGGUAGUUUUCGGGGGGCAAA
Molecule: messenger RNA, 1312 nt
Organism: Hibiscus syriacus
Lineage: Eukaryota; Viridiplantae; Streptophyta; Magnoliopsida; Malvales; Malvaceae
Product: E3 ubiquitin-protein ligase RNF4-like
Exons: 5
Coding region: 472-1092 (206 amino acids)
Source: RefSeq, a predicted model, not a curated record